GGUGAUUCGAUUUAGUUAAGGAUGCACAUCAAUCGUACUGUACAGAUUGGGGUUGCUCAGUUUGUUAGGUUUGGUUAAUUUUUCUUUUUAACCUGUCGCCAUGGAUGGAUGAAUUCAUGGAUUUCAUUGAGAGCAGCUGGAGAAGAAAGAAGAAGAGUGACGUGAUCCAUUCAUUCGUUCGUUCACCUUGACUGACCACUGCAACUUCGUCUCCUCUCCCCUUAAAUUCCCCUUCACUCUCCUCACUCCAUCCAGCUCACCACCAGCAGCAGCAUCAGCAGCAAUGCAGCCUCCCAUCCUCCUCCCGCUUCUCCUCCUCCUCCUCCUCCUCGCCGCCGCCUCGCCACGGCCGGUUCUCUCCCGCCGCCACGCCUCGCCGCCGCUCGCCACCGAGACGCUCGACGUCGCCGCGUCGCUGUCCCGGGCGCGGGCCGCGGUAUCCGCGGAGGCCGUGCCGCUCCACCAGUCCGCCGCCGCCGCCGUGUCCACGGAGGUCGUCGGGGAGGAGCACGAGGAGGGGCGCCUGGCCCUGCGGCUCCACUCCCGGGACUUCUUGCCGGAGGAGCAGGGGCGGCAGCGGCACGCCAGCUACAGGUCACUCGUGCUGGCUCGCCUCCGCCGCGACUCCGCCCGCGCCGCCGCGGUGUCGGCCCGCGCGGCGAUGGCGGCGGACGGGGUGAGUCGGUUCGACCUGGUGCCGGCCAACGUCACGGCGUUCGAGGCGUCGGCGGCGGAGAUACAGGGCCCCGUGGUGUCCGGGGUUGGGCUCGGCAGCGGCGAGUACUUCUCCCGCGUCGGCGUCGGCAGCCCCGCGCGGCAGCUGUACAUGGUGCUCGACACCGGCAGCGACGUCACCUGGGUGCAAUGCCAGCCGUGCGCCGACUGCUACCAGCAGUCCGACCCGGUGUUCGACCCUUCCCUCUCCACCUCCUACGCCUCCGUCGCCUGCGACAACCCGCGCUGCCACGACCUCGACGCCGCCGCCUGCCGCAACUCCACCGGCGCCUGCCUCUACGAGGUCGCGUACGGCGACGGCUCCUACACCGUCGGCGACUUCGCCACCGAGACGCUCACGCUCGGCGACUCCGCCCCGGUCUCCAGCGUCGCCAUAGGCUGCGGCCACGACAACGAGGGGCUGUUCGUCGGCGCGGCGGGGCUGCUUGCCCUCGGCGGCGGGCCACUCUCCUUCCCGUCCCAGAUCUCCGCCACCACCUUCUCCUACUGCCUCGUCGACCGUGACUCCCCCUCCUCGUCAACCCUCCAGUUCGGCGACGCCGCCGACGCGGAGGUGACGGCGCCGCUGAUCCGCAGCCCGCGGACGAGCACGUUCUACUACGUGGGCCUCUCGGGCCUCUCCGUCGGUGGCCAGAUCCUCUCCAUCCCACCCUCGGCGUUCGCCAUGGACAGCACGGGCGCCGGCGGCGUCAUCGUGGACUCCGGCACGGCGGUGACGCGGCUGCAGUCGUCGGCGUACGCGGCGCUGCGCGACGCGUUCGUCCGGGGCACCCAGUCGCUGCCGCGCACCUCCGGCGUGUCGCUGUUCGACACGUGCUACGACCUGUCGGACCGGACGAGCGUGGAGGUCCCCGCGGUGUCGCUGCGGUUCGCCGGCGGCGGCGAGCUCCGGCUGCCGGCGAAGAACUACCUGAUCCCGGUGGACGGCGCGGGGACGUACUGCCUGGCGUUCGCGCCGACGAACGCGGCGGUGUCCAUCAUCGGGAACGUGCAGCAGCAGGGGACCCGCGUCAGCUUCGACACGGCCAAGUCCACCGUCGGCUUCACCACCAACAAGUGCUAAGUCAUUAGCAGCGAUGGCUUAACUUAAUUAGCCAGAUCAAGGAGUGAUUAGUGGUGGUAAAUGGUAAUUAAGCGCGAGAGUGUGUGAUGUGGGGGUGGGGCCCAGUGCCAGGCUCUGUGGGCUUUGGGAGAGACGAAAGGCGAGGACAAAUGCCAGCCUGUCCUGCUCUCUGCUUGUCGAUGGAUGGGGGGGCCCACUCUCUUCUUCUCCGGUGCUUUGCUGUUUCGUCUUUGAUGUCUCGGCAAAGACGAAUUAAAAUGAAUCCAUUCCAAUCUGUUCAUGUGUUC
Oryza sativa Japonica Group (Japanese rice) is the source of this 2085-nucleotide messenger RNA. Its product is annotated as protein ASPARTIC PROTEASE IN GUARD CELL 1. Lineage: Eukaryota; Viridiplantae; Streptophyta; Magnoliopsida; Poales; Poaceae. Gene Ontology annotation, molecular function: aspartic-type endopeptidase activity. The record is from RefSeq and is a predicted model, not a curated record. Gene Ontology annotation, biological process: proteolysis.